This is a messenger RNA of Saccostrea echinata, 1431 nucleotides long. Its product is annotated as BTB/POZ domain-containing protein 6-like. The transcript has 2 exons. Gene Ontology annotation, cellular component: cytosol. The coding region runs from base 65 to 1372 and encodes 435 amino acids. Gene Ontology annotation, biological process: neurogenesis. The record is from RefSeq and is a predicted model, not a curated record. NCBI's taxonomy places the organism in Eukaryota, Metazoa, Mollusca, Bivalvia, Ostreida, Ostreidae. Gene Ontology annotation, molecular function: protein binding.
UGACAGUUCUAAGAGAAACGAAGACUGGCAGUCCUUUCGAUCUGUUACUGACUGCAAUAAAUACAUGCUGACCAAUGAAAUUAAUUGUGACAUCACUUUCUUGGUUGGAAGAGAGCGGCAACGCAUGUCCGCCCACAAAUAUGUUCUUGCGAGUCGAAGCUCUGUGUUUUUUGCCAUGUUUUACGGUCCUGUAGCUGAAACAAAUAAUGAAAUUGAGAUUCCUGAUCUAGAGCCAAAAAUUUUUGCCUCUCUUCUGCGUUUUCUGUAUUAUGAAGAUUUUACCGUGCAAACGAACAAUGCUCCAGAUUUGCUCUACGCAGCAAACAAAUAUGGUCUGAUGAAAAUUGUGAAAAAAUGCAAAAAGAUUCUGGAAGAGACCAUGUCGGUAUCGAACGUCUGCAACAUCAUGGAAAGUGCUCAUACUUUCAACGACGCAGAACUUCUCCGAAAGUGUCGCGAAUUUUUCUACAGAGAGCCCGUGAAAUGCAUCCAUUCAGAAUCCUUUUUAGAUCUGUGCGCAGAAUGUGUAGAUAAUGUCAUUUCCUCUGACGAACUUACCGUAGAAGAGUACUUGAUUUUCGAGCGAGUUCUUGAGUGGGCAGAUGCUGAGUGUGUUCGAAAAGACAAAGAUUUAAAUGAUUCCAGUAGACGACAGGUCCUUGGUAAAAUUUUAAAUCACAUCAGAUUCCCUGUUAUGGAUUCAAAAUAUUUUGCAGAAAAAGUAGCUGGUCGCGAAAUAUUGUCGAAGUCAGAAAGACUUGCUAUUUUCACUUUCAUCUGCAGCGGUCAUAAAUCUCAGACUGAUUCGAAUUUCAAGUCAUCUAAACGGAGAGGAAGAUAUGUCAGAUCUAGUUCUACAAAGCAAAAUACCCAUAUUUCACAAAGUAACAGACAAAGAGUUGCGAUGCGAUUUGCGCGUGAAGGUCAUGUUUCCCUAAGGAACGAAAAUCUAUGGUAUGUCGGACAGAAAGCAGAUAAAAUUGACUUUUCAUCUUCCAAGACAAUAUAUAUUCAUGGAGUCGUGGUGUACGGAUGUGGGAUAGAGGGAACAGAGUACAACGUGAAUGCUUCCAUACUUAGAACUGGUUUACCGUUUCUUUCAAAUGAACUUUCCCAUGUGAGCACUACGAUUCCUGUGACUGUGCCAUAUAAAACCUUCAACAUAUUCUUCCCAGAGCCCGUGCACAUUGCGCCAAAUAUAAAGUACACGAUAGCAGUGACCAUGCAGGGUCCACGAAGCUACUGGGGAGAGGGAGGCGAAGAAUCCGUGACUAGUGACGGUGUUCAGUUCGACUUUUACAAAUCGUCAGGGGAGACAAAUGGAACGGAUGUGGAUCACGGACAAAUUCCUGGACUUAUAUUCAUUAAAUAAUAUCUGAAUUUGAGUCAGCUGACUCACGCAAAUGCUGUCUAUAAACAAUUUAUCUUCAA